Messenger RNA from Punica granatum (pomegranate), 1596 nucleotides. The record is from RefSeq and is a predicted model, not a curated record. Lineage: Eukaryota; Viridiplantae; Streptophyta; Magnoliopsida; Myrtales; Lythraceae.
CCCUCCACUGAUUUCAUUCUUCUUCUUCCUCUUCUUUUUCUUGCUCUCUUUCCCCUUCUUUGACCUCUCCUCGCUCUCUGCUCACCCACCAUUGGCCCUCUACUCUUAUAGUCCAUAAGAUACCCGCCAAGCCGUCGUGUUCUUGAGGCUUAUAAUAUCCCACUCUCAAGAAGCUCCGUUUGCUUCAUCUUCGGCCCACUUCUCACUCGCCUGAGCUCUUCCGGUUCCAGUGGCGAGUAGUGGAGCGAAUUUCAGCAGUAACAGCAACAGGUUUUAAGCGGGCGCUAUGUGUUAACUCAUUGCAGCUUGAAGAAUUAGGAGGGCAAUUUGUGCCCUUAUGGGUACGAUGACUGCAUCUUCGUUUCCGAUCUCUCGUGAAGCAUCAAACUAUGACGAGGUCUCUAUGCAGCAGAGUUUGAUGUUCUCUGAUAGCCUCAAGGAUUUGAAGAACCUGCGGGCCCAGUUAUACUCGGCAGCUGAAUAUUUCGAAUUAUCAUUUACUAAUGACGACCAGAAACAGAUAGUGGUCGAAACAUUAAAAGAUUAUGCGGUGAAAGCUCUUGUGAAUACUGUGGAUCAUUUGGGAUCUGUGACUUACAAAGUCAAUGAUCUCCUUGAUGAAAAGGUUGAUGAAGUUUCUGGGACAGAGCUUCGUGUAUCUUGCAUUGAGCAGAGACUUCGUACGUGCCUGCAGUAUAUAGAUCAUGAGGGUCGUUCCCAACAGUCACUUGUUAUCAACACCCCCAAGUUCCACAAGCGUUACAUUUUGCCAGUUGGAGAGACAAUGCGUGGUUCGGAUGGCACUAAGUUGAAGUACCAAGGUAGUUUCCUGGAUGACGGGGAUGACUGGCAUCAAUUUAGAAAUGCCGUAAGAGCUACGAUUAAGGAAACUCCACCCCCUGUGAGUAAAGGGCGUUCACCUGCACCUUCUGUUCGGCCCCAGAAAUCUGCAACCUUUUCGUUCACUUCCACCAUGCCUAAGAAAGAAUUAGAUUCAGAUAAAAGAACAGCUUCGCCUCAUCGAUUCCCUCUCUUGCGUUCUGGGUCUGUUACAAAUAGAUCAGUGACUCCCAAUUCAAGUCGGCCCACUACACCAAACACGAGUAGGCCAACCACUCCGAAUCUCUCUCUGGCUGGACGACGUUACCCAUCAGAGCCCAGAAAAUCUGCUUCAAUGCGAUUGCCUGCUGAAAGGGAUAAUGGGAAAGAUGUCGAGCAGUACCCGAGCAAAAGUAAACGUCUCCUCAAGGCAUUACUUAGCCGUCGCAAGUCGAAGAAGGAUGAAACGCUAUACACGUACUUGGAUGAAUACUGAGGAAACACGAAAAAAUAAAAUGAAGAGGAAAAAGCGGCAGAACAGCUUAGGGAUGAGCAAAUACUACAUCAAGUUAGUGUUUUUUUUUUUUCCCCCUUUUCCACUCGAGUCUCUUAUACGUGUAAGCGGUUUGUAGGUCAUGCAAUAUAUUUCUUCCAUGUUCUUUCGAGCGUCUCUUAUACGUGUAAGCCGUUAUGUCGGCUAAAUCUCUCUGUAUCGUCUCCGAUCAGUACAUUUGAUUAUAUUCAAUCUGAUGAAAGUAUAUCUAGCCAUUUGAUGCA